This is a messenger RNA of Panonychus citri (citrus red mite), 7873 nucleotides long. Its product is annotated as laminin subunit alpha-2-like. NCBI's taxonomy places the organism in Eukaryota, Metazoa, Arthropoda, Arachnida, Trombidiformes, Tetranychidae. The record is from RefSeq and is a predicted model, not a curated record. Gene Ontology annotation, biological process: axon guidance. Gene Ontology annotation, molecular function: extracellular matrix structural constituent. Gene Ontology annotation, cellular component: basement membrane.
UUUCUCUUUCUCUUUCUCGUUUAUCUUUUCUGACUUUUCCCGUUUUCUAAAUACAAAUUUACCUGGAAAACAGGUAAACAGGACUGGAUCAACAACCCACGAUCUAAACAUCUCAAUGUAUCUGAAUAAUCAACGUUAUUCUGGACCAAUAAUAAUAAGAAGAAGAAUAAGAAAAAGAGAAAAAGAGAAAAGUUUUCUUGAUAUAAUACAUGUAUUAAUCGUCUAUUUUAAUCCACCACAUGGAUAAUAAAAAGUGAUAAUUAUGGUUAAUCCAUUGUUCAUAUGUGUGAUUGUGAUAAGUUUCCAAUUAAAUUCAGGACAAAUUAUUUCUUCUUCUCGAUCAGAUCUUCCAAUUGAUUCAAGUGACAUUGAAGCUUUUUAUCCCGAGACUUUUGAUCUCGCUAAAGGAUCAAUAAUAACUGUCAACUCGACCUGUGGUCAAGUUGGUCCAGAGCCUUAUUGUUAUCCCUCAUUGACUCGAGACAAUGAAUGUGGUGUUUGUGAUGCGACCAGUCUAAAUCCCGAUAGACGACAUCCGAUAUCAAAUGUUAUCGAUGGUACAAGUUCGUGGUGGCAAAGUCCAACUCUACAGAAAAGUGAUAAAUAUGAAUGGGUAACAAUUACUGUUGAUUUAAAGCAAGUCUUUCAAAUCCAUUUGGUCAAAAUUAAGGCUGGACGAUCACCUUUACCCGGAAAUUGGAUAAUCGAAAGGUCAAUUGAUGGAGUUGAAUAUAAACCUUGGCAGUUUUUCGCAAUAAGUAACACUGAUUGUUGGCGUUUCUUUAGCACUAAACCAAUUGCAUCUCAUCCUCCUCAUUACCGAUCAGAUGAUGAAGUUAUUUGUACUUCAUAUUAUUCAACAUUGAGACAACUUCAAUAUGGAGAAGUAAAUUGGUCAAUUUCUUUAUCUUUCUUUCUCAUAAUCUCUAUUAAUCUCUCAAUCUCUCAAUCUCUAAUCUUUUCAGAGACAUUGAAACAGUUUAUGAAGGCUCGAUUCAUACGAUUACGAUUACAAAAGGUUUCGGUUCCAUGGGAUGAGAAGAAUUUGUUUUCAUAUUCAGAUCGAUUCAAUUUAACAUCGGCUAAUCAGCUUUAUUAUACUUUACAAAAUAUUGAGAUUAUUGGUCAAUGUAUUUGUAAUGGUCACGCAAGAGCUUGUCCAGUGGAUCGAGCAACUUUACUUCGUAAAUGUGAUUGUCUUCAUAAUACUUGUGGCGAUAAUUGUGAAAAGUGUUGUCCAUUAUUCAAUCAACGACCAUAUCGUCAGGCAACCAAACGAAAUAUCGCAAUUUGUGAAGCUUGUCAAUGUCAUGGACAUUCAAGUGAAUGUAUUUACGAUAAAAAUGUCGAUUCUCGUAAUGGAAGUGUCAAUGUUCAUGGCCUUAGAUCGGGCGGAGGUGUUUGUAUAAAUUGUCAAUCUCAUACAACGGGAAACAAUUGUGAUCAAUGUGAAGAUGGAUAUUUCCGUCCAGGUAAAGGAUUGAGUUCCUCAAGUAGCUCGAUUAAUAAUGAGACUGCCCCAUGUCGACCAUGUCAAUGUCGAGGUCGAGGAACUACCGAAUAUUGUAUAAAGGACAGUAGCCAUGUUCUAACGGGACUGGAAGCGGGUGAUUGCAUUUGCAAGAAAGGAUUCCAAGGUAAAUACUGUGACUCUUGUGCUCCAGGUUAUCGCAAUUAUCCAAGGUGUGACUCGUGUCAUUGUAACGGAGCGGGAGUCGUAAACCCUGAGGCUUGUGAUGGUCCAACGGUAUGCAAGGCCAAUGUCGAAGGGAAUCGAUGUGACCGAUGUAAAGCAGGUUACUUUGAUCUAUCGGCGGACAAUCCCGAUGGAUGUGCCCCGUGUUUCUGUUUCGGUGCGACAUCUUCGUGUAAAUCCUCCGAUUGGGGAGUUGAGGUGAUCUCAUCUCUCGCUCACCUGGAAGCUUGGAAAGUAUCAGAUUUCUCUGGCAAGAAAGUGGUCACUCCAACACGAAAAUCUGAACACUUGGUGAUCGCUGAUGACGACAUGCAGCCAAUGUCUUCACCUUACUAUUGGAUGGCUCCUGAUUCUUACCUUGGUGAGAAACUUUACUCUUACGGGGGUGACCUGAGGUUCAUGAUUGGAUACACGGUGUUGAGAGGAGACACUUCCGGUUACUACACUGAAGAUGCGGACAUUAUUCUGGACGGUGGACCGGAAAAUGUGAUGAGAAUUGGUUACAACUGGAAGAGAUAUGACAAAAAUGAGAACGAGGAUAAAGUGACUUUGACUUUACCUUUGCGAGAAAACGGUUGGUACAUUUUGGACGGUGAUGGACGUCGAGUGAGACCAGUGUCUCGAGAAGAGUUCACUUUGGUUCUGUACAAUUUACGGAACAUGUUGAUUCGAGCCAAGUUCCACACGGACCAGAUCGAAGGGUCCAUGUACAAUGUCGAGAUGGAACAAGCAUCGAAAGACUCAAAGUCUCUGAACAAACAAACUGGAGCGGAGUCUUGUGAUUGUCCCGAGGGUUACAUGGGACUAUCGUGUUUAGAGUGUGCACCAGGUUACCGAAGGGUGAACAAUAUUCUGGUCGGAGGUCGAUGUGAGAAGUGCAAUUGUAACAAUCACGCGGAAUCUUGUGACCCUUUCACCGGUGAAUGUUCAGAGUGUCUACACAACACGGAAGGUACAGGUUGUUCCAAGUGUAAGAAAGGUUAUUAUGGUGAUCCGACUCGUGGAACACCGGAAGACUGUAAGCCGUGUGCAUGUCCAUUGACCUUGAGUUCGAACAACUUUUCACCGACUUGUGUCCUCACGGAAAAAGGAGACGAUUACAUUUGCGACGCUUGUAUCGAGCCUUAUGCUGGAGACAAGUGUGAAAUCUGUAAGCAGGGUUAUUAUGGUGAUCCAAGUGUUCCUGGGGGCGAGUGUCUCCCCUGCGAGUGUGGUCCAAAUGUGGACACUUCAGUGGUUGGAGGUUGUGAUUCACGAACUGGACAAUGUCGAUGUGCGGCCAAUACGACUGGAUGGAAGUGCGAUCAAUGUUUACCUCAUCAUUGGGGUAAUCCAAGUUUGGGUGAUUGUAAACCUUGUAACUGUGAUUUGUCAGGAUCGAAUGACCAAUGUGACCCAAAGACUGGUCAGUGUUCAUGUAAGCCCAAUUUCACUGGUCGAUUGUGUGAUCGAUGUGCUGUUGGUCAUGGGAAUCCUGAAUUGGGAUGUCCAGCAUGUAAUUGUAAUGGAAUUGGUUCAUCUUCGUCUGAUUGUGAUCCAAUUACUGGUCAGUGUCAUUGUAAACCAGGAAUAUUUGGUCAACACUGUUCCCAUUGUCUCGAAGGUUAUUAUGGAUUCUCAGUUCGAGGUUGUCUUCCUUGUGAUUGUCAUCCAAAAGGAUCAGAAGGAAAAAGUUGUGAUGAAAUAAGUGGUCAAUGUAAAUGUAAACCAUUCGUUGAAGGAAGAGCUUGUGAUCGAUGUCGAUCUGGAUUCUGGAAUCUUGAUUCAGGAAAAGGAUGUUCACCUUGUGAUUGUAAUCCAAUUGGAUCAACAUCAUCAAUUUGUGAUCAAUUAACUGGACAAUGUGAAUGUAAACCAGGAAUCGGAGGUUCUAAAUGUGACUCGUGUAAAAGUGGAUUCUAUGGAUUCUCACCCAGUGGAUGUCAAAAGUGUGACCAAUGUUACGAAGCGAAUCACAUUUGUAACCCAGAAACGGGUCGAUGUGAAUGUCCUCCCAACACUGCGGGUCGAGAUUGUCGUGAUUGUGCUCCGGGUACUUAUGGACUGGACAUUGUCGAAGGUUGCAAAGCUUGUGAAUGUGAUAUCCAAGGAUCGGUUAAUAACCAGUGUCACAAUAAAACGGGAGAAUGUGUUUGUUUAGAAGGAUUCGAAGGCAAAGACUGUUCUAAAUGUCGAUUUGGAUAUUAUCGAUUUCAAAUUGUCGUCGAUGUGAUUGUCAUCCACCCGGAAACUGGACAAUGUUCGUGCAAAGGGAACACAAUGGGACGACGAUGUGAUCGAUGUAAAGACGCGACAUUUUCUCUUUCGGCGAUGAAUCCACUUGGAUGUUUCAGUUGCUUUUGUUUCGAGAAAACUUCUCGAUGUGAACAAUCAUCAUUAACUUGGACAACAAUCACCAGCGCACCGAAAGAAGUGACCUUUGGAAUAAGUGGACAAUCAGCGGAAUUAAAAAUGGGCUAUAAUGUGAUUCCUGAUUCUUCAGAUUCGAAACAAGUGAUUGGAAAUUCUCGAUUCCCUGAUUCGGUUCUCAAUCGUUAUCCUUUAUUCAUCAUUCAAGGAAACCAAAGACUCGUUUUACAUCAUUUCGAUAAAGAAUCGUCUUUAUCUCUAUCAGCAUCAUCUUCUUCAUCUUCUUCAUCUUCUUCGACAUCUUAUUUGGGUGAAUUUUACAAGAUUCAACUUCACGAAUCGUCUUUUAUUCUUGCCGAAAAUCCAGGACUUGAAGUAACUCGAAAACAUUUGAUGAUUGCUCUUCAAAAAGUUCAGAAUAUUCUGAUUCGAGCUUCAUCUGGACCCGAUGUACAAUCAGCCCGUUUAACCGACGUGACUCUUGAUGUCGCUGAGGAUCUGAGAGUUCUGAACUCGGUGCCAGUUAAUUUCACCGCCAUUGGAGUUGAACAAUGUUUCUGUCCACCCCAAUAUCGAGGUGCAUCUUGUCAAGAUCCAAAUAUUGGUUAUUAUCGGAAAAGGAAACCCAAUUAUCUUGAUUCCCGUGAUUACAUUGAUCUAGUUGGGUGGGCAGAACCUUGUCCGUGUAACAAUCGAUCUCGAAGUUGUGAUCCAGAGACUGGACAUUGUUACAAUUGUACCGAUAACACUGCAGGUCCUUUUUGUAAUGUUUGUGCUUCCGGAUACUUUGGUGAUCCAACCCAAGGGAUACCUUGUAUUCCUUGUCAAUGUCCACUUCCUGGUCACUCGUUUGCUGAGACCUGUGAAUCUCGGCCUGGAGGCGAUUACGUUUGUUCAGAUUGUGCGACAGGUUAUACUGGUUCUCGUUGUGAAAAGUGCGAUGUCGGAUAUUAUGGUGAUCCAAUGGCUCGGGAGUUUUGUCUUCCAUGUUCAUGUUCACCUUAUGGAUCAUUUGGAUCAAGUUGUGACCCUCGAACUGGUCAGUGUGCUUGCAAAGAGGGUUUUCGAGGUCGCGAUUGUUCAAUUUGUUUACCUCGUCAUGUGCAAACUGAAUCGGGUUGUCUUGAUUGCGAUGGUCCAUGUACUGGAUUAUUGCUCGAUGAUUUGGACUCAAUUAACGCGACAUUGGCCGAAUUACCAACCACCGAUUGGGGAAAUUUGCCUUAUACUAAAUUCUUGCAUUUAUUGUCCAAGUACAAGCAUUUUCUCAACACUUUGCAACGACAAUCGAUCCUAAUCGACGAAGGUAAAGGAAUCCUUUAUAAUGUGACUUCCAAUUUCGACCUGGAAACAUUGGUCGAUAUGCUGUACAUUCGAACAGUGAGUUUGGAAGCGAAAUUACCGAUGAUUGUGGAAGAGACCAAAUUGAUUGGUGACGAUGCUGAAAAUCUUCUCGAUUAUAUAAAUGAUCUACUUUACGAUUUGAGACGAAUUAUUGAUGCUCUUCGAAAAUUUGGAAUGGACGAUGGAAAAGGAGGAUUUUCUUUGGAACGACAUCUUUUCCGUGCUGAACAAAUUAUCGCCGAAUUGAAUUUGAAAAACUAUCGACCUCGACUCGAUGAAGCCUCAAGAGAGAAUCGAUUGUCAAAGACUUUACUUGAGAAGAUAAUUGGUCUUCUUAGAUCACCGAAUGUUGAUCGAGAUUUCCGAAAGAGAUUGGAUCGAUUACAGCAAAGAUUAUCAGAGAUUUUCAACAUUGUUCAAACUCGAGUACAAAGACCAGUCCAGUUAACAUUGAAUCGGAUCAAUGAAGGACAAAGAAUUCGUGAUCGAGUGAUUGAAGUUCUAAGGAUCAGUUCUGGUCAUGCAUCUCAAGCCAAUUCCAGUUUGAUUGAAGCUGCUCGACUAAUUAAUGCUGCUCGUGGAAUGUUGAUCGAUGUGACUGUACGACAUGGACUAGUUCCUGGUUUAGAACGGGAUCUAAGAAAUGCCACAUUGGCUUUGGAACACUUGAGGUCAACUUUGUCGAGAUUGAACCCCGAAUAUACGGUCAAAUAUGUGGAACCAUGUCAACGACAUUCAUUGGAAUUGAUGAAACAAUUGGAAUAUUUGAAAGGUCUUUUCGCCGACACAGAAAACUUUUCCAAAUACGCUCUCGAAGCGGCUGGAGUCUAUGAGCGAAUUGUUGUUGCAUUAGCUCGAGCCGAAGAAUCAGCUAAACGAGCAUACGAAGCAGCUGAACGCGCUUAUCAUGAGCUUAUCCAGGGAUCGACGAUUCCUAAAGAUUUGUUAUCAUAUCGACGAGCAUUAGAACUAAUUAAUCGGGCACUGGAUGAAUUACCUCAAGAUUUGCGAGAAAGAAUCAAACAAAUUGAUCAUACGUUGAGUUUCCUUCUCGAAGGACUUGGACAUGUUCAUUUAAGAAUAGAUGGAAUAGAAAAGAAGAUAAUUGAUGAUCUUACUCCUCGAAUUGAACGACUUAAUGAAGGAACAGCUUCUGGAAUCGAGAAUUUCACUCGGAUUGUUGAUAAAUCUCGAGCUGAUAUUCGAGAAUCAAGUCGAUUUAUGUUUGAAACAUCAAUCCUUUUGUCUCGUCAAAAAGCAUCUUCGAUAAGAGUCUCACUAGGAGCAGAAAGAGAUGAGAUUUGUGUGAAAUCUUAUCGAUCACCAACUCAACCAUCGGCCACGAACACAAUUAGUCUUAACUACGCAAUCAAAGAAGAUGUUCCUAAUUCGUUGAUUUUGUUCAUAUCAUCGAAUACAAACUCUGAUUUCAUGGCAUUGGAAAUGAUCAAUAGACGAAUUCGGUUUACAUGGAAUACAGGAAGUGGAUCUAAAUCAUUGGAACAUCCGACAAUCAUUGAAUCCAAUGACGGGAACUUGUUACGAUCUCGACACUGGUACAAGAUUGAAAUGAACCGAGUCAACAAUUUAGUGACUUUAAGUGUCCAACCAUCAACAGAAGCACAUAAAGGAGACACUCAUGAAGUAACGGGAUCAUCUGACCCUAAAUCAUGUAAAAUGGACUUGGAUGGGAACGCGAACCUGUUUAUCGGCGGUCUACCAGAUAACUUUGAAGCACCGACCAUAAUGAAGACCCGACGAUUCACCGGCUGUUUGUACGAAGUUUAUCUAGAUGAUCAACGAAUUGGCCUUUGGAACUUUAAAACCUCACAAGGAUGUCGAGGUUGCAUGGAAGGUGUGACCGAACUCAUUGAUCCAGGAACAUUCCAGUUCAAAGGUGAAGGUUCUUAUGCUACAAUGGAUCAGAUCCAAAGAUAUGACAGAGAAAAGUAUAUCGUCGCUCUGCAAUUCAGAUCAUUUGAUGAAGACGCGAUCAUCUUUUUCUCGGGCAACCCAGACACUGGAGAUUUCGUGUCCAUUUCCCUUCAAGACGGGCGAGUAUUGUACCAAUUUAAUCUUGGAUCUGGAUCACGAUUACAACUAAGAUCUCGUGAGAGAUACAAUAAUGGACAGUGGGUUCGAUUAGCUGCUGAAAGAGAUCGAUGGUUGGGAGUUUUAUCGGUAGAAGAUGAAGUUCUAGAAGGAAGUGCCCUCAAGGUCAAAGUCAAUUGGAUCUCAAUCAUGUCCCAAUUUACGGUGGGUGACCCUAAUUUCACUCAAGAUCUUUGGACACUCAAUACAUUCAAACACUUCCUGGGAUGUAUGAAAGAUGUUCAGAUCGAUACAACUCCUUUGAAUUUACUGAGCAUUGAGAAUUACGGUGUAAUUCCAGGUUGUAGAGAUCGAACCUCUCGAAUUGUCAAAUUCACAGGUCAAGGUUACUUGGAAUUGAAUAGUCGACCUCUUGGAGAAGAGCGACUUUAG